CAUCAGUUCCACACACACACAUACACCGCAACAAACGGAGCCAGUAGCUAAGCAAGCUUUGAUGGAGAGCAGGAGCAGCGCGAGAGGAGGAGACCGCGGCCAGCUAGACCACCACCGGCAGGUGCUGCUGCUGAGGCCGGCUGCGGCGUGGAGCUACGCCUCCGCCGCCGGCGUGUCGUGGCCGGCGCAGAGGCCGCCGUCGUCUUCGUACACGUGCGGCUACUGCAAGAGGGAGUUCCGGUCAGCGCAGGCGCUCGGGGGGCACAUGAACGUGCACCGCCGGGAGAGGGCCAGGAUCCGCCACUACUACUGCUCCGCCUACCCCGCGGCUCCAGCUCCAGCCCCUGCUGCUGUCCACAGGGACUGGGUGCCCAACCUCAACUUCUCGCCGCCGCAUUGCCCCGGUGGCGACUCUGGCGGCACAUCCACGGCGACCCCGGCCGUCUACAGCUUCUUCUCCACCGCGGCGGCCGCGGAGGCGGCCAAGGCUACGUUGGUGGUGGACCUGGAGCUGGGGGUCGGAGGAGGGGGAGGAGGUUUGGAUCUUGAGCUUAGGCUUGGCUGCUCUUGAGCCUUGACUCUUCAGGACUGACAUUGUAAUCCAUCGAUCAAUCUAUCUAUCUAUCCAUCUCUGACAUGUCUGCAUGCACGACUACGUACGCGUGCAUGCAUGCUAAUGUGUUGGCUGCCUAGAGAACGAGAAACGCAGUGAUGUAAGAUGUUCUAACUAUGUAGUAUGUCGAUUUGCAGGGGUGUAUUAUUUGUUCAAGCACGUGAACAAUUAAUUGUAACUUGUAUUAGCUUGAUUGGUCGGUUUGCAAUGAAAACUUACAUCCUUGGAGCUUGUU
Triticum urartu is the source of this 848-nucleotide messenger RNA. RefSeq lists its product as uncharacterized. NCBI's taxonomy places the organism in Eukaryota, Viridiplantae, Streptophyta, Magnoliopsida, Poales, Poaceae. The record is from RefSeq and is a predicted model, not a curated record.